Molecule: messenger RNA, 1143 nt
Organism: Microthlaspi erraticum
Lineage: Eukaryota; Viridiplantae; Streptophyta; Magnoliopsida; Brassicales; Brassicaceae
Source: the annotation of a GenBank genome assembly
AUGGGGCAACAACAGUCGCAGGAAGAGCUUUUGUUUCAACAAGUGAGUCAUAGUAACGUCGAAGGUAUCAAAUCCCUUCGCCACGAAGGAGCAGGAGUAGGACUCGAGUGUGUUGAUAAAGAAGGAAGAACGCCAUUAAUCUUAGCUUGUACGCAAUCCAAGCUAUAUGAUGUUGCAGAAACUCUGGUUGAGUUGGGCUCCAAUGUCAAUGCUUAUCGUUCUGGUAGCAAUGCUGGGACUCCUCUGCACCAUGCUGCAAACAGAGGUCUCGAGAAGACGGUUAAGUUACUUCUGUCUCACGGUGCAAAUCCAUUGGUUUUGAAUGAUGGUUUUAAUACACCUCUUGAUGUUGCUAGAGCUAAAGGUUACAGCAAUGUUGUACGCGCAAUUGAGAGUCACAUCUGCUUGUUCUCUGGAUGGAUGCGUGAAUUCUAUGGCCCUAGCUUUCUUGAAAUGGUUGCUCCUCAGCUUCUUUCAAGAAGAGUAUGGGUAGUUGUAGUACCAACUGGUUCACGAAAUCCUGCAAAGCCUAUCAAGUUGGAGUUGGUUGUGUAUGCUAGUCUUGAGGAUGCACAACCAAGGACGGUGAUGCCUUUGUGGAAAGCCAACUUGGAGGAACCGAAAUCAGAUCAGUCUGAUGCUUCAGUGUCGAUUGUUGAUAACUCCAAAAGUCCAAUGCGCAGAAGGGCGAGAAUAAGAAGAGCAUACAUUUCUCACGCAAGGCGUUGGGCUCAAGUAGAUUGGCAAAUACGUCUUAAGCUAGCAGCUGCGACCAAAGGCGACAUGCAACAGCUAAAUUGGUUUUGUGAGGCAUGUAAAGGAUUUCCACAGCCAAUGAAUCCUCCAAUGUUUCUGCAAACAUCUCAAUCAACAACCUAUGAAACCAUCAUUUCCAAUGAGCUCACGCCGCCAGGACAUGACGGUUCCAUUCACUAUCCUUCUGGCAAAUGUGAGAGUAAAGACGAUACUGGAGGAUAUGGAGAGUGUGUGAUUUGUGUGGAUGCAUCAUCUGAAGCAGUGUGUGUACCGUGUGGACAUGUCGCUGGAUGCGUUUCUUGCUUGAAAGAGAUCCAAAACAAGAAAUUGGGAUGUCCCGUUUGUCGUGCCAACAUUGAUCAGGUCAUUAAGCUUUACCAUGUUUGA